Molecule: messenger RNA, 1954 nt
Organism: Oryzias latipes (Japanese medaka)
Lineage: Eukaryota; Metazoa; Chordata; Actinopteri; Beloniformes; Adrianichthyidae
Gene: unc119a1
Product: unc-119 lipid binding chaperone a1
Biological process (GO): lipoprotein transport; positive regulation of protein tyrosine kinase activity; negative regulation of clathrin-dependent endocytosis
Cellular component (GO): centrosome; spindle pole; spindle midzone
Molecular function (GO): lipid binding
Source: RefSeq, a predicted model, not a curated record
GGCUGAUUCUGAUCUUUUACCGGAUCGAUAAGAGGAGGAGGCGCGGAGAAUGAGGUAUUCUUGUAGCAGCGCACAGCCCGCUUGUUGGCUCCGACGCACGUAAAUCUGCAGCGACGCGACGCGGACAUCACCGAGAAAGAAAAGCGCCACUUCCUUGCUUCCCGCACCGCGCGCUGUCACAGUCUGUCCUCCUGGACAUGAAAGUACAGCAGGACUGCAACUCAGCGGACAUGGGGAUCCCGGUGAGAACCGAAGAAGAACUGCGCAAAAACACCGUAAUUACACCCGAGGAUGUGCUUGGGCUACAGAAGAUCACCAAGAAUUAUCUCUGCUCUCCAGAGGAAAACGUCCACAGGAUCGACUUCACCAGGUUUAAGAUCCGAGACAUGGAAACGGGUACUGUGCUGUUUGAGAUCACCAAACCUCCAACACCAGGCGGUGUGAAACUCUGUGACCCCAACGCUGGGCGUUUUGUCCGGUACCAGUUUACACCAGCAUUCCUGCAGCUGCGGCAGGUUGGAGCCACAGUGGAGUUCACGGUGGGGGACACCCCCAUCAACAACUUCCGCAUGAUUGAGAGGCACUACUUCCGGGAUAAGCUGCUAAAGAGCUUUGAUUUUGAAUUCGGCUUCUGCAUGCCCAGCAGCAAGAACACGUGUGAGCACAUUUAUGAGUUUCCUGCGCUUUCAGAGGAAAUGAUGCGUGAGAUGAUCCAACACCCUUAUGAAACUCAGUCUGACAGUUUUUACUUUGUGGACAACAAGCUGGUGAUGCACAACAAGGCAGAUUAUUCCUAUUGUGGAGGACCAUAGGUGGACCUCAAUGCUUUUCAUUCUUCCACUUCAAGACAUUUUGCAGACUGCCACUUCAGGACCAGAGCAAGAUAAACUGGCAGACAAAUCACUGACAUACUUUCACAUGUUAGCUCCACACAUUUCUGGUUAGAUUCACAACUGCCUGACCAAUCAAGUUCCCCCUAUUUGCCUUUAUUUUUUUUUUCAGACAGUUUUAUCACCAGUUUGCAUCAUCGUGUGAGUGUGUGGACAGCAGCACAUGUAGUGUUUGUACAUACUGUGGACUUCAGACUGUCCAUGCGGGUUCCUGUUGAUCAUUGGGAGAGAAUUUUAAUUUUGUUUGUUAACUAGUAAAAAAACUGAAGUUUUUACACAGAAAAGAAAAUGUAUAGACAAGGUUUAUGAUAGAUUUCAGAAUAUUGUUUGUUUUGGUGUCUUGUAGCAGUUUUACUUCCAGGGUUUCUUUCAUUCGUAGCAGCACAUGCAUCUGAACGAAUCGUCUGUGUUCUGUCAUCGUCUUCCUGGAUCACAGCAAUGUGUAAUUUGUCUUUGUGAAGAUGUCAUUUCUUCCAUGUUUUCAUGUUUGAAUAGUACCACAAUGUGUUGUUACUUUUUUUUUAAACAAAAAUAGCAAUUUUGAGGUGUCAGAAAACAUGUUAACCAAAAAACAGAUACCUGUUUUGAUAAAAAAAAGUACUUUCUCUCUAUUAAUGAACACUGUGUACCUUUAACAGAAAAUGUGGAAAGUUGGUAAAAUUUUGACAGAGAAAGUUCCAUCAAUGCAAUAAACAGGAUUUUUGAAUAAUCCUGAUCUAUUUUUACAUCAGUGUCUCCGUCUUUACCUGAAAAUGAAAAGGGAUGCAUAUUUUCCCUCUUGAGAAUUAAUGAAAAUGUAUAUUUUGGCAGAGUAGACACUGUUGUUUCUCAUUUGAAUUUCUAUGCUAUUUUAUCUAAAUCUUUUGAGAACUUUUGUUUAAUAUAGACAAACUUUCCACCAUGCCUGUGUUGUUGUCAGGUUAUUUGAUGAAAUAAAGAGAAAGAUUACAUGAAAGGAAAAAUAUGACAUCAUUUAUGUGAAAGAGUAUUCCUUUUCGGAGUACUGUUGCUGCCAUCUUCUGGAAUAUGAGACUGACUGCUGUCAUUAAAAACUCCUUUCAUCA